AUGCCUUUAAGAGACCAGGAGCAUCUCCUUCCCUCAGACGACAUCACCUGUGGCUUUAUUCUCUUUACUCCAGAUGGUCCAGACGUACCCAGCAUUUUGGCUCCAGUCAAAUAUUACUACUAUACAGGAGAAAGCCUCCACUUGUACUGCUUCGCGGACUCUAACCCACCGGCAGAGUAUUCUUGGAAGAUUAAUGGGAAGUUUGUGCAAUCAGGACAAGAGCUCUAUAUCCCCUAUAUUACUACAAAGCAUGGCGGGCUCUAUGGUUGCUCUGCUCGUAACUCAGUCACUGGCAGCGAACGUUUCACAUUCAAGAUGAUCAAAGUCUACAGAGGAAUCAAACGUGCCGCACAGUGCAAUCUUCUCUCUGUUAUCUCCACAGUGGAGACUCCCAAGCCCUCCAUCUCCAGCAGUAAUUUAAACCCCAAGGAGGCCACGGAGACUGUGGUCUUAUCCUGUGAUCCUGACACUCCGAACGCAAGCUACCUGUGGUGGAUAAAUGGUCAGAGCGUCCCUAUUAGUCCCAGGUUGCAGCUGUCUGAAAACAAGAGGACCCUCAUUCUAUUUGGUGUCACAAAGCGUACUGCAGGACCCUAUGAAUGUGAAAUGAAGAGCCCAGUGAGUUCCAGCCGCAGCGACCCAGUCACCCUGAAUCCCGUCUCGGAGCUGCCCAAACCCUACAUCACCAGCAACAACUUCAACCCUAUGGAGAAUGAGAAUGUUGUAGCCUUAACCUGUGAACCUAAGACUCAGGGCUACACCUACUUGUGGAGGGUAAAUGGUCAGAGCCUCCCGGUCAGUCCCAGGCUAAAGCAACCUGGUAAAAACAAGAUCCUCAUUGUACCCAAUAUCACAAGGAAUGACACAGGACCCUAUGAAUGUGAAAUAUGGGACCGAGUUGGUAGCAUCCCCGGUGACCCAAUCACCCUGGAUGUCCUUUAUGGUCCACACGUCCCCAGCAUUUUGUCUCCAUUCACCUAUUACCAUACAGGAGAAAACCUCUACUUGACCUGCUUCGCGGACUCUAACCCACCAGCAGAGUAUUCUUGGACGAUUAAUGGGAAGUUUGUGCAAUCAGGACAACAGCUCUCAAUCCCCAAAGUUACUGAAAAGCAUAGCGGGCUCUAUGGUUGCUCUGCUCGUAACUCAGUCACUGACAGCGAACGUUCCACAUUCAAGAGGAUCAAAGUCUCUGGUAAGUGGAUCCUUGCAUCAUUGGCAAUAGGGUUUUAG
Messenger RNA from Mandrillus leucophaeus (drill), 1233 nucleotides. Its product is annotated as pregnancy-specific beta-1-glycoprotein 3-like. Gene Ontology annotation, molecular function: protein tyrosine kinase binding. Gene Ontology annotation, cellular component: plasma membrane; cell surface. NCBI's taxonomy places the organism in Eukaryota, Metazoa, Chordata, Mammalia, Primates, Cercopithecidae. The record is from RefSeq and is a predicted model, not a curated record. Gene Ontology annotation, biological process: regulation of immune system process; signal transduction. The transcript has 4 exons. Bases 1 to 1233 code for a protein of 410 amino acids.